Molecule: messenger RNA, 1338 nt
Organism: Harmonia axyridis
Lineage: Eukaryota; Metazoa; Arthropoda; Insecta; Coleoptera; Coccinellidae
Exons: 1
Coding region: 1-1338 (445 amino acids)
Source: RefSeq, a predicted model, not a curated record
AUGGUCAAAAAUACGGAACAUUUCAUAGAAACCAUGCGCACACAAGAAAUCCUCAACCAGGACACCAUGGUAAGCUUCGAUGUAUCCAGCUUGUUCACAAAUGUUCCCACAGAUCAAACACUCGAGAUCGUGAGAAAGAAACUCGAGGAGGACCAAACAUUAGCUGAACGAACCACACUGAGCAUACAUGCAAUUAUGGAUAUGCUCUCAGUCUGUAUCAAGACCACGUAUUUCCAGGUAGAUAACAUCUUCUACCAACAAGAAUUCGGAAUGGCCAUGGGUUCACCAUUGUCCCCGGUACUGGCAGACAUAUAUAUGGAAGAUUUCGAGGGAAGAGCAUUAGACCAAUAUGUGUUAAAACCGAAACUAUGGCGAAGAUACGUGGAUGACACAUUCGUGAUAUGGCCUCAUGGAAAAGAGACCAUCGCAGGAUUCCUAGAACACCUCAAUAACAUAGAGGAAUCCAUAAAAUUCACGAUGGAAAUUGAGGAAAAUGAACAACUUCCAUUCCUGGAUGUGCUCGUACACAAACAGGAAGGAAUUCCUCGAACCACGAUUUACAGGAAGCCAACGAACACAGGUCAGUAUCUCCACUUCGAAUCUAACCAUAACCUCAACACCAAAUUGGGAGUAGCCAGAUGCCUCUAUGACAGAGCAACUCAAGUGUGCUCCAGUCUGAACGAUAAGAACGAAGAAUUCGAUAAGAUCACAGAUAUUCUUGAGAAGAACGGCUACCCCAAGAGGAUACUAGAAAUCGCCAGAACACCGAGGGAUAACACAGAACCUCGACCAGAAACACAAACCGAAUCAACUGAAACGAUAACCACGGUCAUCCCAUAUGUGAAAGGGUUAUCAGAAAAACUCAGAAGAAUUGGUAAUAGAUACGGCGUGAGAACUGCAUUCCAAACUAAGAACACUGUCAGGGCUAACCUAACCAAGGUGAAACCUGACAACGAAAAUCAAAGAACUAAAAAUUGCAUAUACGAAAUACCAUGCGAGUGCGGUAGAUCUUACAUUGGAGAGACCAAACGCCCCCUGGACACAAGAGUCAAAGAGCACCAAAAACUAGCUCGACUGGGAGAAACAGAGAAAUCCAGGCUAGUCCAACAUGCUUGGGAUGAGGAACAUAGGAUCAAAUGGGAUGAAGCUUCCAUAAUAUCGAAGGAAGAAAGAUCGAAACGGAGGAAACUCAAAGAAGCAGCCUUCAUGGCCAUCACUCCGAAUCCCAUAAGUAUGCCGUCUCUGGAGAUCAAGGAAGUCUGGGCACCAAUCAUAAGAUCUGAUCUGAGGAAAUUGAACCCGGUCCAGGUCGGAAGCACCUCGACACCACCAAAUUAA